AUCUUGUUCUGUUCUCUCGACGUGUUUCCAUGGCGGAUUUUGAAAAUGGGAAUGUCUUAAUCUUUACAUUUGAGGAUUUGAAAUCAUUUACCAACAAUUUCAAUGGCAACAAUCUGAUCGGAAUCACUCAGUCCGGCAGAUUUUACAGAGGGCAGCUCCGACCACCGUGGUUGGCUGCAAUUAUUACAGAGACUCGAAUCGUGACGGUGAAAAUAUGGGAUCAAAAGCAAGAAUUGGAGAAAGAAAAAGUCAACCAAUUGUAUUUUCAGGAAGAACUGAAGUUAAUAACACACCAAUCUCUAAGAAACAAUCCAAGUUUGGCGAAAUUGAUUGGUUAUUGCUGCGAAGAUGGGGUUAAAGGUUUCGUUUAUGAUCUGAAUCCAUUGGGUUUGUUGCAAAAUCUUAUGGCAAGAGAUGAUCGUAUUAAUUGGUUCCAAAGAGUUGAUGUAAUUCUCGAACUUGCUCGACUGUUGGACUUCAUUCACAGUCAAGAGAACCAAAGUCUUGGCUUCCAUUUUAGUGCAUCAAAUAUACUGCUUGAUUGGGUUAGUUGUCUUCUUACUUUAAACAAUGAAGAGUUAUCUCAUGAAUCUUCAACAUUGCUAAUCUGUUCAUUCCAACAGGAUUGCAAGCCGAAACUAUGCAGAUUCAAGCCGAUUAGCGACGACAGAAUGAAUGCUGACCUCUACAAACUUUCCAAGUUUACACAGCUCCCUUCCGGCUAUUUUCAUCCAUCUAUAAGAGGUGAGAGUGAAGGAAAAGUGAACUCUGAUGUAUAUUCGUUGGGGGAAAUUCUGCUGGGACUUAUAGCCAAAAGAGAUGUUGAGCCUCAGAAUCUGGAAAAACAAAAUCAUCAAGAAUUUGUAAACAGCUCAGUGAGCAUUUGGGCAAAGAAUGAAUAUAGACCGAAUGUUUCACUUGUCCAUGAAAGCUUGCAAAAAGACUGGGGUUACAGCACAGAAGAGGGGAUCAAACUCACGGAGCUGGCAAUGCACAGUAUAGAAUUCUUUCCAAGAAAUCGUCCGAGCAUAAAGCAAAUACUUCAGCAUCUCGAAGCGUUGCAAGUUACUCGACGUCUUUCUGAUGACAGACCUAGAAAAAAGGAAAGAAAACUUCCUAGUAGCUCUGUAGGAAUGUAAAAUCAUCAUCUUAACGAGUCAUGUAUUUAUAUAGCAGUUAGUACUCACUAGUUCUCAGCUCUCUUAACAUUAAUGAAAGCUUCAAAUACAGACCAUGACUAAUAUUGUAGUUGUAACUCUUCAAUAUAGCUUGAGGAAGAGAAAUAGAAAAUCAGUUUGAAGUUUC
Messenger RNA from Cucumis sativus (cucumber), 1305 nucleotides. Its product is annotated as serine/threonine-protein kinase BIK1. Gene Ontology annotation, molecular function: ATP binding; protein kinase activity. Lineage: Eukaryota; Viridiplantae; Streptophyta; Magnoliopsida; Cucurbitales; Cucurbitaceae. Gene Ontology annotation, biological process: protein phosphorylation. The record is from RefSeq and is a predicted model, not a curated record. The coding region runs from base 30 to 1139 and encodes 369 amino acids. The transcript has 3 exons.